AUGCGGCACUUGCCUACCAUAGCAGCCGUGCUUGUUGGUCUGUCCACAGUUGCACCAGGGUCACAGCCCACGUCCCCAACCCCAGAGGAGCAACACCGGCGUGAGCGUGAGCAUAAUGGAUCACCCUCGAAGCCGCCAGGGAACAGCCCCAACCCACCGGAGCCGCCUCAACAGCCACCAAAACCGCCUCAAAAACCGCCGACGCCGCCGAACAGCCCCAGCCCACCAGGAUCACCUCAACCACGACCAGAGCCGCCUCCAUCUCCACCAUCGGAGAACCGCAACGAUGAUGAAGACGAAGACCAGAAUGAAACUGAAAGCCCAAAGUCAGACAAGGGAAAAGGAAAAGACAAGGGAAAAGGCAAAGGAAAAGACAAAGGAAAAGACAAGGGAAAAGAAAAAGGAAAACACAGAGGAGAAGGAGAGGAGUUGCCCCCGUCGCCUGAGGAGCCUCCUGUUGAUCCACAUCUACCACCGUCGCCACCAGACAGCGGCACAUCGUCGCCCGAUCCAGAGAGCGGUCCGCCGUCACCACCAUCAGAAAACCCACCAUCCCCGCCGUCCUCAGAAGACUCUCCCCCGCCGCCAGCAAACAAUGACCAGCCUUCGCCACCGUCUGGAGGUGUUCCGCCAUCACCACCGAACGACAACUCAGAGGAACCUCCAGAGGACAGCAAAGAUGAUGAAGACGAAGACCAGAACGAAACUGAAGGCCCAAAAUUAGAUAAAGGAAAAGGGAAAGAACUGCCUCCAGAUGAGCACCCAGAGGACAACGGACCACUACCACCACCAGCCCCGCCGGGAACACCCUCGCCGCCAGAGCCUCCAAAAGAUAACGAGAAUGAUAAAGAUGAGCACGAGGAGGAGUCUGAGCGCCCCAAACCGAAAAAAUGUGUAAGAUGGGCGGAUUACGAACAAGAUGCGGAUUGGUUGAGCACUGUUCCCAGGAGGCCUCCAUACCUACAUGGGUCACAAAAGAAAAAGUGGAAAGCGAUCCAGAAAGAGCUCCAGCACCUCGACUGCGUUGAAGACGUGGCGCAAGUUGCGUUUGACAGGAUGAAGGGCAGGCACUCCGAGUCAUACGACGACGAAACCGAGCGCAGGCUCGAUGAGCUGCAGAGUGAGGGCGAGGGCUCGACAGCCUACAAGACAUUUAAGUCCUACCAGGAUACACCCGAUUCGGCCGUCAACGAGGAGGGUGGAUGGAAGCUCCAAGACCCAAAGCUCCGGGAGAAGCUCAGGGACGAGGCCGAGGAGGAGCUCGGGCUGCUCAACCACAAGUUACGCACCGGCGAGUGGGUCAGGGACACGCUUGAGGGCAAGAAAUUCUCCAUUAUGGAUGCGUAUAUGAGGAUGGACGAGCUGAGGGACUUUAUAAAACUGAUUGACAGGAUAUCGGCGUAUGACACGCUUCCCCCACAAGAGUCCAGCUGA
This is a messenger RNA of Diaporthe citri, 1434 nucleotides long. RefSeq lists its product as uncharacterized. The transcript has 3 exons. Bases 1 to 1434 code for a protein of 477 amino acids. Lineage: Eukaryota; Fungi; Ascomycota; Sordariomycetes; Diaporthales; Diaporthaceae. The record is from RefSeq and is a predicted model, not a curated record.